Messenger RNA from Gossypium raimondii (Peruvian cotton), 2079 nucleotides. RefSeq lists its product as uncharacterized. The record is from RefSeq and is a predicted model, not a curated record. The transcript has a single exon. Bases 100 to 1902 code for a protein of 600 amino acids. NCBI's taxonomy places the organism in Eukaryota, Viridiplantae, Streptophyta, Magnoliopsida, Malvales, Malvaceae.
CAAACAAAGAGUUUCUUCCAUUAAAAAAAGAAAAAAGAAAAAAAAAGGAAAAAGGAAAAAGGGAACUGAAUUCUUUGACGGAGAGAAGGGUUAGGCGUUAUGGACGGCAAUACUACGGAGGCUGAGCGGUGGUUGACAAUUGCGGAGAAGCUGUUGGCGGCGCGUGAUUUGCACGGGACCAGGACCUUCGCGAUCCGAGCUCGUGAAUCGGCCCCUAUCCUCGCCGACCAAAUCCUAGCCGUGACGGACACUCUCAUAACGGCUCAAUCUAACCCUCAAGACUGGUACGGGAUCCUCCAACUCGUGCCGUUAACUCAGUCCAUGGAAGUUGUGGCGAGUCAGUAUAGGAAACUCGCCCUUCUUUUGAAUCCUGGGAGGAACAGGCUCUCUUUCGCAGAUCAGGCGUUUCGAUUUGUUUCCGAAGCUUGGAAUGUGUUAUCGAACCCUUCUAAGAAGGCCGUUUACGAUAACGAGUUGAGGCUCCUUCAAUUUGGUCAGGUGAGUCAACUCGGUCAGCAACAACAACAACAACCACAGAUGCAGCAACAGCAGCUGCAACCGCAAACGCAGCCGCUUUUCAUGCAACCGCAGCCGCCGCCCCCGCCGAAAGAAACGCAAACGCUGUUCAUGCAAUCGCCGCCACAGAAAGAAACGCAGGCGCAAGUUACGCAACCGUUAUUCAUGAGAAGGAGCCCUAGAAAUACUGAUAAAGAUGGGAAUGCCGCUUUAGAAGGAGAGGAGCAGUUGGGAUUAAAGAAUAAAUCGCCGGAGCAAAAUCGGCCGGCUGAGCCAACAUGGAGGAAGCAGAUGAGUCAGAUCGGUUUAGCUGGGUCGAGUCAGGUGAAUCGGACAGGAUCGGUUGGUUCGAGUCAGAUUAGUCAGGCGAGUGAGGUUAAUCGGCCUGAGCCGAUUCGGAUGAGCCAGAUUAAUCAAACAGGAACCGAUAGCUCGAGUCAGUUUAAUCGGGAUGAGCCAACUCGGACGGGUCAAAUUAACCAAACAACAACUCCUCCUCAUAGGGGGAAUAGUCAGACAGAGCCAACUAGUGUGACUCGGCCUAGUGAAGCCACUGAGUCAGAGGAGCUGACUUUCUGGACAGCUUGUCCGUACUGUUACAUUCUCUAUGAAUACCCGAAGUUGUACGAGGAUUGCACACUGAGGUGUCAGGCUAAGAACUGCAGGAGAGCUUUUCAUGCGGUUGUGAUACCGUCGCCACCCGUGAAUGGAAAGGAUUCGAGUUUCAGCUGCUGGGGGUUUUUCCCAUUAGGAUUUUCGAGGGGCGAUCAAUUUCCCAGUUGGUCACCCAUUUCGACCAUGUAUGCUUGCCCUAAUAAUAAGAAUACUGGGAAAAAUAGUACUGCCAAAAAGCCUGCUCCAAGGGUGUAUUAUGAUGAUGAUGACGCAUAUGUAGAUAUUUCUGACUCGAUUGGGACUUCAGAGGAUGACGACGACGACGAUGAUGAUUGGCAGAAUGAGAAGAGGAAGAAGGCGAAAAAUGUCAAAGGGAAAGGAUCUGUGGGGAAAACUGCUAAGAAACCACAGAGUGAGAGAGUGAAGAAGGCGGGUAAUGAGGCAGCUAAUGUUGAUGGUAGUGGGAAUUUGAGUGGUGCGUCCACUGUGCCAGAAGGUGUGGUGACUGCUGAAUCGAGUAGAAGAGGAGUUGUUAAUAGUGGGAGGAAGCAGAUGGCGAGGGGCACAAAGAAUUUGGGGAAGUUGGAUUUGAAUGUGGAGUUUAGUAAUGAAGUUGAAGAGCCGGCACCGAGGAGGAAUGAGGGGAAUCACCCCGGCUAUGGGGAGGAGGAUAACAUUGAAGGGAAUGGGUUCUUUGAGGGUCUUGAUGAGUUUUUGAGUAGCUUGCCUAUACUUUCAGCUGUUGGGGAUGAUAAAGUUAAGGCUACUUAGUGAAGUAAGAUCCUUGCUUUUUGUUUUUCCGCAGUAGUUGUAGUUGUUGUAAUUGCUUGUAGUAUUCAACCGUGUGGAGGUGCUUAGGGCCUCCUUUUAUAGCCUUUUCAAGGUUGACUUCGACUGUAUAUUUUGCAGCUCCAUGUUUUGUCAAUAUUUCUAUCAUUUUGUGCUGCC